Molecule: messenger RNA, 1782 nt
Organism: Loxodonta africana (African savanna elephant)
Lineage: Eukaryota; Metazoa; Chordata; Mammalia; Proboscidea; Elephantidae
Gene: CMAS
Product: cytidine monophosphate N-acetylneuraminic acid synthetase
Exons: 8
Coding region: 73-1377 (434 amino acids)
Molecular function (GO): N-acylneuraminate cytidylyltransferase activity
Source: RefSeq, a predicted model, not a curated record
CGGCGCCGCGCUGAGGUGGCGAGGGGAGAACUCCCGGAUGUGGAGAAGCUGGGGAGGAGGCGUGGGAGGAAGAUGGACUCAGUGGAGAAGGGGGCCACUACCUCUGUCUCCAACCCGCGGGGGCGACCAUCCCGGGGCCGGCCGCCGAAGCUACAGCGCAACUCCCGCGGCGGCCAGGGCCGAGGUGUGGAGAAGCCCCCGCACCUGGCGGCCCUGAUUCUGGCCCGGGGCGGCAGCAAGGGCAUCCCCCUGAAGAACAUUAAGCACCUGGCGGGGGUCCCGCUAAUUGGCUGGGUCCUGCGUGCAGCCCUGGACUCGGGGGUCUUCCAGAGUGUGUGGGUUUCAACAGACCAUGAAGAAAUUGAGAAUGUGGCCAAACAAUUUGGUGCACAGGUUCAUCGAAGAAGUUCUGAAGUUUCGAAAGACAGCUCUACCUCACUAGAUGCCAUCAUAGAAUUUCUUAAUUAUCACAAUGAGGUUGACAUUGUAGGAAAUAUUCAAGCCACUUCUCCAUGUUUACAUCCUGCUGACCUUCAAAAAGUUGCAGACAUGAUUCGGGAAGAAGGAUAUGAUUCAGUUUUCUCUGUUGUGAGACGUCAUCAGUUUCGAUGGAGUGAAAUUCAGAAAGGAGUUCGUGAAGUGACUGAGCCUCUAAAUUUGAAUCCAGCUAAGCGGCCUCGUCGGCAAGACUGGGAUGGAGAACUAUAUGAAAAUGGCUCAUUUUAUUUUGCUAAAAGACAUUUGAUAGAGAUGGGUUACUUACAGGGUGGAAAAAUGGCGUACUAUGAAAUGCGAGCUGAGCACAGUGUGGAUAUAGAUGUGGACAUUGACUGGCCUAUUGCAGAACAAAGGGUAUUAAGAUAUGGCUAUUUUGGCAAAGAGAAGCUUAAAGAGAUAAAACUUUUGGUUUGCAAUAUUGAUGGAUGUCUCACCAAUGGCCACAUUUAUGUAUCAGGAGACCAAAAAGAAAUAAUAUCUUAUGAUGUAAAAGAUGCUAUUGGGAUAAGUUUAUUAAAGAAAAGAGGUAUUGAGGUGAGGUUAAUCUCGGAAAGGGCCUGUUCAAAGCAGACCCUCUCUGCCUUAAAACUGGAUUGCAAAACAGAAGUCAACAUAUCAGAUAAGCUAGCAAUUGUAGAUGAAUGGAGAAAAGAAAUGGGCCUAUGCUGGAAAGAAGUGGCCUAUCUUGGGAAUGAAGUGUCUGAUGAAGAGUGCUUGAAGAAAGCGGGCCUAAGUGGAGUUCCCGCUGACGCCUGUUCCACUGCCCAAAAGGCCGUCGGAUAUAUUUGCAGAUGUAAUGGUGGCCGUGGUGCCAUUCGAGAGUUUGCAGAACACAUUUUCCUACUGAUGGAAAAAGUUAAUAAUUCGUGCCAAAAAUAGAAAUCAGUGUGAUGUUAGAAAAGAAAGUAUACAGCCUUCUUCAGCCGCUCUGCUUUUACUUUUGAUUAAGUACAGUUCCAUGUUGUAAUGUUGCAGAGGAUGUGAUCUGAUUUGUGAUAUAUCUUAAUAUCUUUUAAAAGAAGCCUUCUCAAAUUAUCGUUCCCAAACUGCCUAUGAAAUAAUUGUGCUCUACUUUUCUCUUUAUGCAAGAAUUAUUUAGAGAUUGAUUACGGUCUUUCUCAGAUUUUUAGUAAAUGCAAGUAAGACAUCAUCAAAAUGGACUUUGUAUUGUACCCUGUACAACUGUGUGUUUGUGUGCUUUUAAUGAUGCUGGGACUCUAUUUGGUGACAGUAUGUCUGAUAAGACACACCCUUCUAUCAAGUAAUAAAAUUACAUUUCUCAAA